Adineta ricciae is the source of this 8895-nucleotide messenger RNA. NCBI's taxonomy places the organism in Eukaryota, Metazoa, Rotifera, Eurotatoria, Adinetida, Adinetidae. The record is from the annotation of a GenBank genome assembly.
AUGGUCCUCAAAGUAGGUUCAGGUGAUAUUGAUGAUUUAUCGACGUUGAAUGUGCUCGACGAAGAGAGUCUUCUACGUGAAAUACGUGCGAGAUAUAAAAAAGGAAUCAUCUAUACAUAUAUUGGAGAUGUGUUGAUUGCAGUCAAUCCAUUCAAACAAUUGAAUAUCUAUGAGAAACAACAAAGUGACCUUUACAAAUAUGUUCAAAAUCGAAAUCAACUGGCACCGCAUAUAUUUUGGGUGGCGGAUCAAGCUUAUCGGAAAUUGUGUUUAUCGAAACAAGCACAAUGUAUUGCAGUUUCAGGAGAAAGUGGAGCCGGAAAAACGGAAUCGACAAAACUUAUGGUUUCGCAUAUUAUUCAUUGUUCAGGAGAUGCAGGUGAUCGUGAAUUACAAAAUCGAAUUAUUGAAACGUCGCCACUGUUAGAAGCGUUUGGUAAUGCACAAACGUGUAUGAACCAAAAUUCCAGUCGAUUUGGAAAGUAUCUGCAGUUAAACUUUACGGAAGCGGGUCGAAUUGUUGGCGCAAAAGUUUAUGAUUAUUUACUGGAAAAAUCUCGUAUUGUUCAACAUGGUCCUGGUGAACGUACAUUUCAUUUUUUCUACUAUCUGUUUGCGGGUUUGGAAAAAGAAGCGCUAGAAUAUUUCUAUUUGGGUGAUCCAGAAACUUAUCGAAUUAUGAAAGAUACGUGUGGAGGAAAGGUAGAUGACGAGCUUAAAUACAUACUGUUGCUUAUUGAGGAUAUCAAUAUGGUAUUUACGAUUCUAUCAGCAAUCCUUCAUCUAACAAAUAUUCGAUUUUCUCAUGAUGAUGAAACGGAUGGAGUCUAUAUCGAAGAUGAAUAUCCAUUGGAAGUCGUUUGCACUCUUCUUGCGCUCGAUCAAGAAAUUCUUACUAUGGCUCUUAUUUCCACGUUCAGUAUCACAAAAGGCGAACGUGUGAUCAGUCUAAAGAAUUCUGAUCAAGCGAACGAUUGUCGUGAUGCAUUAGCUAAAGCUCUUUAUGAACGAUUAUUUUCAUGGAUUGUCAAACAAAUAAAUACACUUCUACAACCGAAUCGACGACAUAACCAAACUGACGAUAACAUCUAUCGUACUUGCUCGAUAUUAGAUAUGUCAGGCUUUGAAAAUUUUCAAGUGAAUAGUUUCGAACAACUAUGUAUCAAUGUGGCAAAUGAACAUCUACAGUAUUAUUUCAAUGAACAUAUUUUUCUACAAGAAGAACAAGAUUAUCGAACAGAGGGCGUUUCAUGUGAAAAAGUCGAAUUUCAGAAUAACGAAGAUCUUAUUGAAUUGUUCAUGGGUACAUUGGGCAUCUUUGCACUACUUGAUGAGGAAGCUCGCUUUCCUAAAGCGAAUGACGAAUCACUUGUGCAAAAGUUUCAUAUUCAUUGCAAAAAUCAUCCGCGAUAUAUCAAACCACGCGGCAACGAAACAGCGUUUGGCAUUCAUCAUUAUGCUGGAAAGGUUGUUUACGAUGCUCGUGGAUUUCUGGAAAAAGAUCGAGACAAUCUCAGUGCGAAUUUAAUCGAAUGCAUGGAAAAGAGUGGAACAGAAUUGAUCAGUUAUUUAUUCAGUGCCAAUGACGAUGUCAACAGUCCACCAGAUACAUUUGCAUCAUCAGCUUCACCAUCUGCCGCAACGAAUAAGUUGAAAACAGGGUCACUUCAUCCAACGCGCCGUCCAAAAUCGUAUGAUAUUGAACGAGCUAAAGAAAAUUUCAGUCAAAAAACAGCGAAAUCACUUCGACAAGAAUCACGACCGUUCAAAGCCAAUACAAUUCAAAAGGAACGCUUCAGUCAAAACACAGUUGCACUCCAUUUCCGAAAUUCUCUCGCUGAAUUACUCGACAAAAUGAAAGAUGCUGAACCAUCGUUUGUCAGGUAUUUUCGAAUGAGCAUGUCAGACGUAAAUUUAUUUUCAUCGAAAACUGAUUUUAAAAAACUACUCUCGAAAAACGAAAAAUUCCCGUGUUCAACGGAUUCAUGGCAAGAUCUAUCUGCUAUAACAUCUACCAUCACAUUCGAUAAUACCAGUUGGCAAAGUGCUCAUGAUUACUUGACCCUACCCAAAUCAUUUGGUGUUCAUGGUGAAACAGUAGGUUACUGCCGACUGGAUCGGCAAGGUCAUUGGCUUCUUCGAUCGCCUCCACCCCUUCUCCAUAGGCAUGCAAGUAAUGCCGUGACAUACUAUGAUAGAAAACGCUUAUCGAGAGAUUCCAAUACCAGACAAACAUUUCCUGAUUCAUUCAAAAGUUCAUCGAUUUCGAUGGAUUUCAAUGUACCUACUGAUCAAUUGUUGAUCGAUAUGAAUGAUCGUCAUGAAUAUACUUCAAUUGUUCCCAGAAAUAGAUUGCGACACUAUGAAAAUAUGUCAUCUGACGACAGUUGUAUAUUAUCGAGAUGUAUCAAACCUAAUCAUGGAAAGGUAGCCAAUCAAUUUGAUGAAGAAUUAGUUCAAGAACAACUGCGUUACAAUGGCAUUUUGGAAAUAUCUUACAUCCGAAAUCAAGGAUGGCCAGUUCGUUUUACCUUCGAAGAAUUUUUUAAACGAUACAAAUUUAUCUCUUAUCCGCAAAGUAGUCCAAUACGAGUCAAUGAAAUUACAUGUGAACGAAUUCUAAAAGAUCUUUCGUUAACUGAAUAUUUAAUCGGAAGAUCUAAGGUGUUUUUGAAAUUGGAACAUUUGGAACGAUUGAAUCAACAUUAUGAAAAAUAUAUCGCGAAUAUCAUUAAGUGUCAAAAGGUAGCGAAAGGCUUUCUUGUACGACGAAGUCUUCUACGCAAAGCGAAACAAUAUGCAAACGAGCGGCACAGUCUAUUAACACAAGUAUAUUCGAGUGGAAAACGAACUAUAGAAAAGCUUGUCUCGUUACCAAAAAUACCACCAAAGAAUAUUAAACAGAUCCCAUUGAAAACGAAUGGUAAAACUGGAAGAUCUGGCCAUUUUAUUAAGAAAAAAUCGAAAGAACAGAAGAAAAUCAUAACAGAUGAAUCACAUCGAACUGCUGAACAAGAGCACGACGAAAUGUUGAAAGUCGCCAAAAAACUACGACUGUUAGAACGUGGUGAAAUCGAGCAGUUGGAUGAUCUUGAUCGUCAGAAUUCUUCACCUCAAGAACGCGAUUACGACAUGAAAAUAUCCGAUGAUUUCAGAUCAUCGUUAGAAGGCUUGUCAGAACGUGAAGUUCGUAUCCUUGUUCAAGAUGAAUUCACGCCGACGCUGAAUAAACAAGGUCAACAUAAUCAUCAUUCUGCACUCCACGCAAAUGUUCAAUCGGGUUCGGGAGUAGCUGAUACAGUCCCAGGUGGGCCAUUGAAAGUUCAUGAUGGUGCACUUGCUAUGAUGGCUGCACAAAUACCUAUCGCGCCAACGAUGAGUCUAACAACAGCAGAACAAUUGAUUCGAGAAACAAAAGUGGCUCGAACGAGUGGUGAUCUAUUUAUGACUGUAGAUUGGGCAGUUGGACAAGAUGAAAAGAAACAACCGAAGCGACCACGUUCAAAAUCAGAGCCGAGAAACAUAUUGACGGACUUACAUGAUGAAAAUAUGCUAUCGGAACAAAAGCGUGGCAUGAUAAGGAAAAUUCUCAUGUUACAAAGACAAAAAUUCAAAGAUAAUCAAGCACGAAAAACGCGAAAACCGAAUGAAUUGGAAAAUUCAACGUACAGUUUUGGUUACUUGAAUCAAUCAUCGAAAAACGACGAUGUCGAACCUUUAUUCGAAGAAGAUAAUCUUGAAUGUUGGGAUGCGGCUAGAACAAUGAAUGUUCAGGAAGCAUAUGAAAAGACGAUACAUUGCUAUCGUUUAUCCAUGCGUUUGUUAAAAAUUGCUACCUACGUUGUACUGAGUAUCGGUGUACUAUUAGCAGCACUUGUUAGUAAAGGAGCUUUGUUGCUCAUGACGAACUCGGUGGCGAAAGUGCAAGAGACACCUUAUCAAGAACGAUGGGUAUGGAUGUUACUGAUCUCCGUAUGUGCUCCGUAUAUUUUUACAUUCGUCGACAGUUUUGGUAAAUGUUUGUUCGGUAAUAAACCUUGGCCAACUGUAAAGAUCUUUACUGUCGUAUUCUUCAUCGAAACGUUGCACAGCUUUGGUAUAGCGAUAUUCGUAUUUCAUAUUCUACCGAAAUUAGAUGCAGCACGGAGUUUAUUGAUUAUGAAUGCUGUUUGUCUUGUUCCAGCUUUUCUCAAGCUUUUCUUGACGAAAUCAAAUUCUUCUAUUGUGCGACGCAGCCUACUGUUUCUAAUGGAUUUUUUUGCAUUUGCUAUGCAAUGUUCAUGUGUUGGAAUUGCAUUGGCAUCAAAAUUUCUCAAAAAUGAUGAACCAGCUUCAACAACGACUACAGUAUCCUCUUUAUUUUUCCCGACAACUACCAUUCCGCUUCCGCUAUUGAACCGACAUCGACGACAGGAUGAGUUCCUCGGUGGUAAUGUCGAUUUGAUGGGUUCUGACAUGAUAGGAAACACUGAAAAUGUUCUAUUUACAACACCGAUUAGUAACAUGAGUUCCAUUGAUCAAAAUCUACAAACAAUCUUAGGUGGAUUUCACAUUGAAUGGGAGUUACCAGUCGCUUUGAUUCUUGUGUCGCUGACUUGGUGGGAAAAUUUUGUUGAUCGCGACAUCAAGAUUGGCGGUCGAACAUUAGUACACAUGAAACUGUUAAAAGAAAACAUCAUUGCAACACGAUCGAAAACAUCGAUCAUAAUGACAUGUUGGAAAAUUCUCGUUACGGUUUUGUUUGCCUAUAUUUUUCACCAUGGCAUAUUCAAUACAACGGUUAUCUUUCCAAUAAGUAGCAACAGUGAACAACUGGAAGAUCCAUUACCGAAGUUAUCAUCCGGUCAGAAUUCUUGGGCCGCGCUAGGCUUUGACCAGCAACCAUCGCAAGCUAUGUUUCCAAUUGUACCACCACGUGAGCGUCGUUCAAUUGAAAAUAUCUCUUCGUAUGUAAAACGUUCUAAGCGACAGAUGGAUGGAGAUUUACCUUCGAAUUUUGCUUAUGAUGAUGGAACACCGAACGAUAUGGCUGGUGGUAAUGGAGGAAAUAUGCCAGGUUCGGAACCACCGAAUCCGAAAGAUCGCUGGAUUAUUUACUUAACUCCGAUGAUACUGAAAGUCAUGUCAGAUGCUUUAUGUUUCUAUAUGGGUCGAUUAGCAUGCAAACUGUGCAUGCAACGCUUAUGUUUUGCACUACCGAUUACAUUAGUGACACCGCUGGCAUUGACAAUACUACUGGUGAUGUGUUCGGUGGCACCGAAAUCGACGGUCUUUAUUGAAAACUUUCUUUUUUGGAGCUGUUACGCUGAUUACGCGAAAGAAUCAUUCAAAUGGCAAGUCAUCUGUGGUCUUUUUCUUUGGUGGCUAUCAGAAUUAUGGAUUGGUCGACAUAUUUGGUUUGGUAAAAGUCAACGUCUCGCAUUUACAGAACGACUAUUUGUAUCACCGCGUUAUUGUUCAACAUUACUUGAACAAUCGCUGAUGAUGAAUCGACGACGAAACGAAUGUGAUGAAUUAAUAGGCACGGCAUAUGAUGAGAUGGGUACAACAACAAACGUAGAAACGGAAUUCGACGAGCAAAGUAUUGAAGAAUUGUCUAUCGAGAAGAAACUCAGUGCUGAUGUUCAUACCAAAAUCUAUUCCUGCGCAACAAUGUGGCACGAAACAGAAACUGAAAUGUUACAACUAUUGAAGUCCAUCAUGAGGUUGGAUAGCGAUCAAUGUGCUCGUCGAACUGCUCGAAAUUAUUUACAUUUGAAAGAUUUAGACUAUUAUGAAUACGAAGGACACAUAUUUUUCGACGAUGCCAUGGAAGAAGAUGACAAUAACGAACAAGUACCAAAUAAAUUUGUUCAACAACUACUCGGUGUUGUUGAUCGAGCUGCUACUGCUAUUCACCAAUGUCCAAUGAAAAUUCUACCACCACUCAAAACUCCGACGCCUUACGGCGGACGUCUGACAUGGGUUUUACCUGGUGGAAAUUUUCUCAUUGCACACAUAAAAGACAAAACAAAAAUACGUCAUAAAAAGCGUUGGAGUCAAGUUAUGUAUAUGUACUAUUUGCUUGGCUAUCGUCUAUUCGGUGAUUUGAAUAUUAUCGAGAAGUUGUAUAAGAAGAAAUGGAAGAAGAAUUCAUCGAAAAACAAGUCAAAGUUAUUCAAGGGUUUUGGAAAUCUACUUAAUAAUAUGGAUAAUAAAAAGAGAAUUCAAAUGGAAAAUACCUAUCUGUUAGCACUUGAUGGCGACGUCGAUUUCCAUCCUGAAGCCGUUCGUUUGCUGGUCGAUCGAAUGAAGAAGAAUAAAAAGGUCGGUGCCGCUUGCGGACGUAUUCAUCCAAUCGGAAGUGGUCCCGUUGUGUGGUAUCAAAAAUUCGAAUAUGCUAUUGGACAUUGGCUUCAAAAAGCAACAGAACACAUUUUAGGUUGUGUGAUGUGCAGUCCAGGUUGUUUCAGUCUCUUUCGUGGUUCAGCACUAAUGGAUGAUCAUGUUCUUCGAACCUAUUGUACGAAAUCACUUGAAGCUCGACAUUAUGUGCAAUACGAUCAAGGCGAAGAUCGAUGGUUAUGUACACUUCUAUUACAAGAAGGCUAUCGAGUUGAAUAUUGUGCUGCAUCCGAUGCAUUAACUUAUGCACCUGAAUCAUUUCAUGAAUUCUUCAAUCAACGUCGUCGAUGGGUACCAUCUACAAUUGCUAAUAUCAUUGAUUUUCUUGCUGAAUAUAAACGAAUUGUACUUGUGAAUGAGAGCAUUUCAUAUUUGUAUAUUGUCUAUCAACUUUUCUUGAUGGUAUCUACAGUUCUCGGUCCAGCAACCGUACUUCUAAUGAUUAUUGGUGCAUUCAAUGCUUGUUUCGGCACAAGUCUUUGGCAGUCUAUGUACAUGUCGGUUUUACCUGCGUUCUUCUACCUUCUUCUAUGCUUUCAUACCACAACUGAUUUUCAAAUACGCGCAGCGGCAUUCUUCUCUGCUGUCUAUGCAAUUAUCAUGAUGGCUGUUAUUGUUGGUACAACCAUUCAAAUCGCAGAAGAUUCUUGGACGUCACCCAAUGCUGUGUUCUUAAUGCUGUUACUUUCUAUCAAUUUUAUAGCUGCUUGUGUGCAUCCACAGGAAUUCUGGUGUGUGGUUCCAGGUUUACUCUAUUUCUUGUGUAUACCAAGUGGUUAUCUAUUUUUGAUCAUCUAUUCGCUUUGUAAUCUUAAUAUUGUCUCGUGGGGUACGAGAGAAGCUCCGAAAAAAGUGAAGAAAAAUCAAAGUAAAGAAGAGAUUGAACGUGCUCGUUUACAAGAACUAUCGCAGGUGAAAAAGAAGUCGGCUGGAUUUUUUAAUCAAGUAUUUGCGAAUUUCAAUUUCAAAAAAUACGAUGAACGAAUACGUAAUUAUGCACGCAAAUGGCUUGGACUUGAAAGAUCAGGAUUGAAUAGUAUUCUAUUAAGGCAAAUCUUAGGUGCAAUGGAACAGAUGGAAAAACAUAGAUACGAUGAAGAAAUGGAUGCUUUUGCGACACAAGGUAUCUAUCCACAAGCAAAUAAAACACAGAUGGGAUCGGAGGCAGAUGCAAAAUAUGGUUUACUUCAGCUGGCCGCUCGUGCAGCUACUCCUCAAACGACGUGUGGGCCAAUGAACCGUGCUAGUUAUCCACAAAUAGAUCCUCAACAACAACUAAUCUAUCGUGGCAUUAAUAACGCACGGAGUACACCGUAUGGACAAAUCAUGUCCUAUGCAGGCAUUUCACGUCCAAUUGAAUCACCACAAGUUCUUAAACGUGAUGAACUAGUUAAUCCUGCAUGGAUAUUUCAUGAAUCAUUGCAAGAAUCUGAAGUUGUUAUGCUUGAUCCACGCGAAACCAAAUUCUUCAAAGAAUUAAUCGAACGUUAUUUGUAUCCUUUGGUCGAAGAUAAAGAUCAUCAGAAAAAGAUGGUUAGCGAUCUGAAAUCACUUCGUAACAAUUGUUGCUUCGUCUUCUUCAUGAUCAAUACUCUGUGGAUUGUCAUUAUAUUUUCAUUUCAACUUGUUUCGGAACGCAUCCGUGAUUACGUCUUCAUACCAAUCAAACGUUUACACAAUGAGCCAUUGCGUUUCGAACCGUUAGGUUUUGGAUUCUUAGUCUUCUUUGCAAGUAUUCUACUUGUACAAUUCAUUUCUAUGUUAUGGCAUCGAUACGGAACAUUAUUGCAUUUAUUGGCAUCGACAGACUUGAAAUUAUUAGCGCAGGCAAAUAAUGGCAAAGGUGGACGUGGUCAUCGACGCGGAGACUUUACGAUGGAUAAUGUCGAAGAUGCUGUUGAACAAGUGAAAGUGUUACAACAGUUGAAAGGCUUCAAUGAAGAAGAUCUACCCGCGCCUGAUUACGAUGUGGAUCUUGAUGAUGACCGACAAGCAACCGAACCAGAUCUAUCCACAACAGGCCUUAUUUAUCGUGCACAUGGACCACGAUAUAUCAAGAAUUCGACUUGUACAUCACAACAAUGGAGUGAUAUAGCUAAAGUUAAUGAUAUGCAACGCAAUUUAGACACGACUGAUCAUAGCGAGCUUAGUCAAAUGGCUGGUUACAUCUCAGGUUCAGUUAAAACUUAUGGCAGUAAUUACGAAGCAAUUAAACGGCGACAAAUAUCAAACAAACGCCAUUUAUACAACAAAUCACUAGAUCAUGUGUUUAAAUCUCGUUAUCAAGCGUUAACACAACAACAACAACAACAACAACCGCAAAAAGCUCCACGAGUGAGACUAUCUGAUGUCUUUCAACAACAACAACAAACAGCUCUACCUCGAGCUAGACGUACAUCGAGUGCAUUAACCGUACGAGAUAGCGUCAAUGGUGGUAAUCAUAAUCAACCAACGGCAAUAACGAAAAAACAUCGAAGGAAAUCAAAAGAUCGACAUUUAGAACAUCUCUAG